Molecule: messenger RNA, 387 nt
Organism: Quercus lobata
Lineage: Eukaryota; Viridiplantae; Streptophyta; Magnoliopsida; Fagales; Fagaceae
Exons: 1
Coding region: 1-387 (128 amino acids)
Source: RefSeq, a predicted model, not a curated record
AUGGAUGAAGUUACUAGCAUAGAAACUUCACCAUCAUCUAAUCAAGAAGUGCCAAAUGAUGCAGCUCCUCUUUGGCAGUAUGUGAAUAAAGUAGGAAAACCACCUGGUUCUACUGCUAAAUCAGGUCGAAACACAUACUUUAAGUGCAACUAUUGUGGUGUAGUUUAUUUGGGAUCCUAUUCUAGGGUUAAGGCUCAUUUAUUAAAAAUUCCUAAUAAAGGUAUUAAAGCAUGCCCUAAGGUGACACCGAGCCAUAAGCUGGAAAUGCAACAAAUGCAUGAUCAAGUUGAGAAUGAUAAGUUAGAGAAAGAACGGGGAAGUGAAAUUCCCUUACCCCCACCUCCCCCAGGCUGUGGGCCUAUACUUAUUUACCCAUUUCGGAGAUAG